AUGUCAAAUUUGACAAAGCUGGAAUUCGUGGCCCUGGAUAUUUCUGGCAAAAAUUAUUUAUCAUGGAUUUUGGAUGCUCAGAUCCAUUUGGAUGCCAUGGGCCUUGGAGACACAAUUAAAGAAAAGAAUGAUGCAUCAUUGCAAGAUAAAGCAAAGGCCAUGAUUUUUCUCCGGCGCCAUAUUAGUGAGGAACUGAAAAAUGAAUACCUCACUGAAAGAGAUCCACUUUGUUUGUGGAACAAUUUGAAAGACAGAUAUGGUCAUCAAAAAACAGUUAUCCUCCCAAAGGCCAGGGCUGAUUGGCUACAACUGAGGUUGCAAGAUUUCAAAACUGUGGCUGAAUAUAACUCUGCCCUAUUCAAAAUCAGCUCUACAUUGAAAUUAUAUGGUGAUACUGUUACUGAUGAACUUCUGCUAGAAAAAACAUUCACCACAUUUCACGCCUCGAAUGUACUCUUGCAACAACAAUAUCGAGAGCAACAAAAUAAUGAACUUUUAUUGAGAAACCACCAGUCCCGUCCAACUGGAUCGACACCGAUCCCAGAAACAUAUGUUGCCUCAUCCCGUGGUCGUGGACGCGGACGCGGACGCGGACGUGGACGUGGUCGUGGUGGUAGAAAUGAAUAUGGUCGUGGCAAAAAUAACUACCACAAUAAGGAAUAUGGUCGUGGUAGAAAUCAUUCUUAUUAUCGUGAAGGAUAUCAAUCCUCACAUUUUCGCAAUCAGAGAUCCACACAAUAUCCUCAAAGGAAAGAUCAUAAUGAAAUGAGACAAUUAAAAGGAAAGGAUGUGGCUCAACCUUCCAAGGCUCAUGAUAAUACUUGCUAUCGGUGUGGCAUGACAGAGCAUUGGCAAAGUAUUUUUCGUACACCGAAGCAUCUGGCUGAUCUGUAUCAAGCCUCAAUAAAAGAAAAGGGAAAACAAAAGGAAAUGAAUUUCCUUGAUCAUGAUGAGCCAAUUGACACCACAAAUCUGGAAAUGAAUUUCAUUAAUCAUGAUGAGCCAGUUAACAUCACCAAUCUGGAUGUAUCAGAUUUUUUUUAUGAUCGUGAUGGAAGGAUAGACUUCCUGAUUGGUGAUGGAAAUGUCCACACCAGUUAA
Molecule: messenger RNA, 1101 nt
Organism: Cornus florida
Lineage: Eukaryota; Viridiplantae; Streptophyta; Magnoliopsida; Cornales; Cornaceae
Exons: 2
Coding region: 1-1101 (366 amino acids)
Source: RefSeq, a predicted model, not a curated record